AUGCGAUUCGAGAUCCCAGAGAUCGUAAUCUCAGAUAACAGUACCCAAUUCAUAGACAAACAAUUCAGGGAGUACCUAGAGGGGCUCAGCAUCUUGCAAAAGUUCAUCUCAAUAGAACAUCGACAAACUAAUGGCCAAGUAGAGGCGGCCAACAAAAUCAUUCUAAAAGGACUCAAGAAAAUGCUAGACAAAAGCAAAGGCUCUUGGGCUGAUGAGUUCGGUUCUGUACUUUGGUCAUACCGAACGUCGCUCCAAACCUCAACCGAAGAAUCCCACUUCAGGAUAACAUACGGUUUUGAAGUCGUCAUCCCUAUUGAGGUUGGGCAAUCCAGCCCUCGAAGGACCUUAGGAGGACACGAUGAAGACACAGAGUAA
Arachis duranensis is the source of this 375-nucleotide messenger RNA. RefSeq lists its product as uncharacterized. The transcript has a single exon. Lineage: Eukaryota; Viridiplantae; Streptophyta; Magnoliopsida; Fabales; Fabaceae. Gene Ontology annotation, biological process: DNA integration. Gene Ontology annotation, molecular function: nucleic acid binding. The record is from RefSeq and is a predicted model, not a curated record. Bases 1 to 375 code for a protein of 124 amino acids.